Notodromas monacha is the source of this 5208-nucleotide messenger RNA. The record is from the annotation of a GenBank genome assembly. NCBI's taxonomy places the organism in Eukaryota, Metazoa, Arthropoda, Ostracoda, Podocopida, Cyprididae.
AUGAAGGGAACUUUAUGUUUGUUUUUCAGAUGGUUCCUGCUGUACCAGAAUCUCCUGUUCUAUGCAGAAACUGAUGAGGCCAACAAACCCUCAGGGGUGGUGUUUCUUGAGGGCUGUUACUGCGAGAGACUCAUCACCCCUCUGGGGUCAGGACCGAAAGGAAAGGACUCUGACAAGCAGCUUUCACACUGUUUUGCCAUCACCUACCGGAGGGAAAACCAAAGGCAUUAUGAGCUGAUGGCAGAAACAGAGUCGGACUGCAAGGCUUGGAUAGAUGCCAUCAAGCAAGCCAGCUUCAACAAGAUGCUGUUGCAAAAGGAGGAAUUGGAACAGAAGCACUUGCAUCUACUGCAAAUAGUGGAGAGUGAGAAGACGGCCAAGUGGCAAUACACCCAACAGUGCGAGGAACUGACUUUGGAGAUCAAGAAGUUGAGAACUGAGUUGUGCCAAUUGAAGAGAGAAUGGAAGUUUUUGCCGAAUACGAAAUCCCGGUCUGCGAGCAGUUCUGAAGAAGAACCCGAGGAGAUCCGGAAAAUCAAAAAGGUUCAAAGUUUCUUCAGGGGUUGGCUGUGCAGAAGACGUUGGAAGCAGAUUGUGGAAGAGUAUAUUCAUUCUCCUCAUGCUGAGAACAUGAGGAAGCGCAACAGCUUAGUAUUUCGGAUGGUGGAGGCAGAAGAAGAGUAUGUAAGACAGCUGCAGAUCCUCAUCUCAGGGUUUCUAAGACCCUUCAAAAUGGCGGCCUGCUCAAGGAAGCCCAUCUGCACACAUGAGGAUGUCAACUCCAUCUUCCUCAACAGUGAAACUGUCUUCUUCCUCCACCAAAUCUUCCUCAAGGGUCUCACUGCUAGGAUGGAAAAUUGGCCCACUCUAGUGCUUGGUGAGGUUUCAAUGCAUGACAAAUCCAUCAGAGACUUGUUUGACAUGCUGUUGCCCAUGUUGUCUAUAUACCAGGAAUACGUCGUGACAGAGUGCAAGCAAAAUGUGGAGUUUGCGCAUUUUCUUGACAAAUUGGAAAACAAGUCUGGGAUCCAAGGAAGAACUCUGGAGAACUUUUUGACCUAUCCAAUGCAUCAGAUCCCGAGAUACAUAAUCACUUUGCACGAGCUGCUGGCUCACACGCCUUACAAUCACGUUGAGAGGAAGUCUCUGGAAAAUGCGCGGAAUCAGUUGGAAGACCUGUCAAGGCAAAUGCACGACGAGGUGAGUGAGACGGAGAACAUCAGGAAGAACCUGUCAAUCGAGAGGAUGAUUGCUGAGGGCUGUGAUAUCCUGCUGGACAUGAACCAGGUCUUUGUGAGACAAGGGACUCUUCUCCAGCUGCCAAAGAAUAGGAAGAGCUCUUCCAUGAGGAGUCUCAUGGGGAAUUUCAAGAGCUCUGAGAAGGACAAUGUCAGGCAGUGCUUCCUCUUCACCAAUCACCUCAUCAUUGCCACCAGGACAUCAGGAGGAAAGCUGCACCUGGUGGACAAAGUGGGACGCAUAGCCCUGAGUGACGUGUCCCUCAUUGAAGACCCCCCGGAGACUUGUUUCUACGAUGACCAAGAUGGCGGGUCUUUGAACUCAUCUCUGUCCUCGUUGUCCAGCGACAGCAGCUCUGGGCCAGCUAUGCACCACAUCCUGGCAGAUGGGAGCAGCGGGAAGGAAACAUAUCAUAAUUUGGACUUUAAGAUUGUGGUGGAGCAGAAAAGUGGUCCGCCUGUGACUGUUCAUUUAGUGGCGUCAACCAUGCAGGAAAAACAGGCUUGGGUCACUGACAUCAGUCAGUGCUUGGACAAUGUGCACUUCAGCAGUGCAAACCUGCUGAACCCAUCAGGACUCAAGGAUGGCUCUUCAACAGCCAUGUCAGCUUCAGCAGUCAAGUCAGACCCAAGGCUCUUCAAGGAUGAUGUAGACAUCAGGUUCUCCAGGACACUGAAUUCUUGCAAGGUUCCACAGAUUAGAUAUGCCACCCCUGAGAGGCUGUUGGAGAGACUGACAGACCUCAGGUUCCUGUCAGUGGACUUCCUCAACACCUUCCUGUUGACCUACAGGGUCUUCACUGAUGGCAUGACUGUCUUGGAGGCCCUGAAGAAAGUCUACAAUGCCACUGAGCCCCCAGAGGCUGAUAACUUGUAUCCCAACAUCCCAGGAGGAGGCCAUCACCUACCGAAUGUGAUUUUCUCGAGAUCACCAGCUAUGAGCAGACAAGAAAGCUUUGAUUCUCCUCUUCUGGACUCCAGGAGAAGCAGCUGCGCAUCCAGAAGAACAUCUGUUGAGGAGGAGCAAAGGGAGGCAGCUGGGCUGCAUCUCAUCCAAGAGACUGCUGGCAGGGAUGACAAUGAUGACGAGUCCAGCAAGACCAAUAACACCAGCAGGGAUCAACAACAACAACAGCAGCAACACAGAGUGUCAGUGUCUAGUCCAGUCAAGUUGUCUGGACCCAGUCUGCCUCAGCAGUCUUUGCUGCUAGACACCAAUAAUAAGACAAUGAUCAAGUCUGCUGAUGUGCUGGAGGAAAAGUUCCUGGCCAUUCCCUCAUCCAGUGGCAGAACAAGUGGGCAGCAGCAGACUCUCAUUACUGGCUCUGCUGCUGUUGCGAGCAGCACCAGCACCAGCAGCACUGCUGACACUACAAAUGGGAUUGGUGCUGAUGAGAGGUCAAGUGCUGCCAGGACAGCUGGAGGAUCCCUGAUAGACCUUGGAGCAGCUGCUGGGAAUUUCAGGGGAGAAGCCCCAGCAGCAGGACCAGAAGUGGGACAGAGAUCAAAGAGUGUGACAGCCAUGACCAUGACCAUGGGCACUCUACCCCCACCACCAGUGGCAGCAAGGGGUUCAUCAGCUGGUCUCAACAUGAGACCAAUGCCCAUGGCUGUGCAGAAUCUGCAAGCCUCUGAGUCAUCCUCAGCCCCCAUCAGCAACAGCUCAGCAUGUCACCAGCACCAACAGCAUGCAUCUGCAGACUCUGCUGGCCCAUCAUCAUCAAGGCCUGUCCCUCCUCCUCCUCCUUCUUCUUCUUCAGUGCCCAGAGCUGAGACCCCACCAGCAGAAGACAAUCCUAGUCUGGCAGUGCCUGGCAACACCAGGAAGAAUCAGCAGCAACAGCAGCAGCAAUUGCAUCCCCUGCAGCAGCACAGGCCUUCACAAGUGCUGAAAUUUGAGCCUGCCAACCCAGAGAUGCCAGCAGCAGGGACAGGAUCAGGAGCACCCUCAGGUACAACUAGUGGUGGUGGUGGACAGCAAUCUGCAGCAGUUUCAAAGCCCAUAGUGAAGAUAUCUUCAGGGGACAAUGAGUCUGCAGCUGGCUCCCUGGUGCCAUCUGGUGGUGGCAUCAACCUCUUGAGUUCCGGUCUGGACCAUGCUGGUUCCAGGAGACCCAGUAGGGACACCACCGUGUCCUUGUCCAGGUCCAGGGCUGGCAGUGGGUGUCUGUCGGGGUUCCAGACCCCGAAAAGAGGCAGUUAUUCUUCACUCAUGCCCUCGUCUGCGUCUUCAUAUUCUGGACAGGGUGCUGGCCCUCCGUUCGUGCCCCGGAGAAUGGUGGCCAGCCGGGACUCGGAAGUGACGCAGCACAGCACGACCAGCAGCUCCUUCAUCGUGCAGGCCGCGUCGGCCCGCAGCAGCAGCUACAUCUGCCCGGACUCGCCGUCCAACAACCCCAAAGUCGGGGUCGUCAUCACGUCGUCGAGACAAGCCCGAAGAAGGAGCAGUUCGUCGACAGCAGCAGCCGCCUUCGCAGCCGCCACCGCCGCCAGUGGGAACCCGAGAGACGUCCCGGUCGGCGUCCCAGCUGGCCUCAGUCUGCUCACCAACAGUUGUCCUCCGUCCCGACGCGUGUCCUACCAGACGACGUACUCGUCUCUGGGCGGCAGUGGCGGCGGCGGUGGUGGUGGUGGUAUGUGUUGCGGGGACUUGAGUGCUGGCGACGGCAGUCGACGGAUGUCGUCGCGAAGCAGCGUCGGGUCGUCCCUGGGCAUCGGAUUGGGCGACGUUUACCGGAGAGGCAGUUCCAAGGACGGAAGGGACGAGCUGAUGAUGAAGCGGAUCCCGAGGGGCUCGGACGCCGCGGCGGCCAUGCAUUUGACCGCCACGGCCGCCACCAUGCGGGUGCUGAGUGUGCUGAGACACUGGGUGUCUAAGCAUCCGCAGGACUUUGAGAGUGAGCAGUUGAAGAGCAUGACUGUGGAGUUCCUGGAGGACUGUGUGAGUGCACCAAACCUGCUGCCUGCUGAGCACAAGGCUGCCACUCAGCUGCUCAGGCUCCUGACCAGGGAAGACUUUGAGCACAAGGCCAUUGAUCUGGAGACUCUCUUGGCCCCACCUGCAUCACCUUUCCCUGAUGACCUGAAGCAUUCUUCAAAGACCUCUGCUGCUAUGAGGGAUCCUUGUGACCAGUUUUCUGCUCUGGAAAUUGCAGAGGAGAUGACUUACUUGGACCACAAGAUAUUCAUUUCCAUCAAGAGCGAAGAAUUGUUGGGCCAGGCUUGGAUGAAGAGCGAGAAGAACACCAAAGCGCCUCAUGUUGUGAUGAUCACCAAAAGGUUCAAUGAGGUGUCGAGGCUGAUUGCUUCAGAGAUCCUGAGCAAGCCGUUCAUGAACGAGAGGGUGGCAGUCAUCGAAAAGUGGACGGGGGUCGCGGACAUUUGCAGGUGCUUGCACAACUUCAACGGCGUCUUGCAGAUCUGUUCGGCCUUCACCAACUCGUCGGUGUUUAGGCUCAAGAAGACCUGGGACCGGGUUUCGAGAACGACGAAACAAACGCUGGACAAGCUGCAGAAGCUGGUGGCGGCCGACGGGCGCUUCAGGAACCUGAGGGACGCCCUGCACAGGUGUGACCCGCCUUGCAUCCCGUACCUGGGCCUCUACCUCACCGACCUGUCCUUCAUCGAAGAAGGCACGCCCACUUUCACGGAAGACCACCUCAUCAACUUCUCCAAAAUGAGAAUGGCGGUACAGACCUGCGGUGAAUUUAUUGCCCACGUGAUCCGGGAGAUCCGGCACUUCCAGCAAACGCCGUACAAGAUCGAGCACAACAAGCGGGCGGCCAACUACUUGCUCUUCAUGCAAAACACCUUGUCCGAGGAGGAGUUGUACCAGCGGUCCCCAUUUUUCAUGACCAUCAGGUUCCUCAUCCCGCCCUUUGGAUGGUUAUUUGUUGCCAAUAUUGUUGUUCUUGUCGUGGUCAUUAAAAACAAAACCUUUGAGGACCAUCAGCCCAUUUGGGACAAAUGA